Cannabis sativa is the source of this 2043-nucleotide messenger RNA. Its product is annotated as metal tolerance protein C4. The transcript has 14 exons. Gene Ontology annotation, cellular component: membrane. Lineage: Eukaryota; Viridiplantae; Streptophyta; Magnoliopsida; Rosales; Cannabaceae. Gene Ontology annotation, biological process: transmembrane transport; zinc ion transport. Gene Ontology annotation, molecular function: monoatomic cation transmembrane transporter activity. The coding region runs from base 157 to 1545 and encodes 462 amino acids. The record is from RefSeq and is a predicted model, not a curated record.
GCAAGACUCAAAAAAGAGUGUUUGUUUGUUUUAAUGGUUAAUGCCUUCUUCUUCUUCCUUCUUCUUCUUCUUCAUAAUCUCCAAACCCUAAUCCCCAAAUUCACACACAGAAGAACCCAAAUGGAAUAAUACAAUACAAUCAUAGCAUUUGCUACUAUGCAGAGGAAAGCCACCCACCGCAUUCUUCUUCCUUUCCUCUCCCGGACUCCGGCUCCGGCUCCGACUUAUAGCCACCACCGCUUUUCUUCUCUCAUUCAUUCUUCUCGCCCAAUCCUACUCUUCCAUUUCUCCGACCACCAUACUCCGUCGCGAGAUCGCCAGAAAGGACCUCCACAGGCACCGGCCUCGUUUGCUUCUGUUGAUUGUUCAAGACGCUUCCUUUUGCUUGAAUUUCUUUCCUCUAAUGGUUACUCCCAUAACCAACGGCAACGGCAUCGGCAUCAUCUCUCUUUUCAUCGCAAUUUUUUCACCAGAGCUAAACAAGUUCAGAGGAUUGAAUUCAAUGAUCAACACAGUCAAAGGGCAGUCACAACUGCCUUGUGGUGCAACUUUCUUGUGUUUUCACUCAAGUUUGGGGUCUGGUUAGCUACCUCAAGUCAUGUUAUGUUGGCUGAAGUAAUUCACUCAGUUGCAGAUUUUGCAAAUCAGGCACUCCUUGCUUAUGGUCUGAGUAGCUCGAGGCGUGCACCAGAUGCUAUCCAUCCUUAUGGCUAUUCCAAGGAAAGAUUUGUUUGGUCUUUGAUAUCGGCUGUUGGCAUAUUUUGUCUUGGUUCUGGGGCUACUAUUGUUCACGGAUUUCAGAACUUGUGGACUUCACAUCCCCCUGGAAACAUUAAGUACGCAGCUCUAGUGAUUGCUGGUUCUUUUAUUAUUGAAGGUGCUUCUCUUAUUGUUGCUAUCCAAGCUGUCAAGAAAGGUGCAGCUGCUGAGGGAAUGAAAGUAAGAGACUACGUUUGGCGUGGUCAUGAUCCCACAUCUGUUGCAGUCAUGACAGAGGAUGGAGCUGCUGUUGCUGGUCUUGUUAUUGCCGGAGCAUCACUGGUUGCAGUAAACAUUACAGGGAAUGGAAUUUAUGAUCCCAUAGGCUCGAUUAUUGUUGGCAACUUACUUGGAAUGGUUGCUAUAUUUCUGAUCCAAAGGAAUCGGCAUGCUUUAAUUGGUAGAGCAAUGGAUGAUCACGAUACAGAGAAGGUCCUCCAUUUCUUAAAAAAUGAUCCGGUUGUUGAUUCUAUAUACGACUGCAAGAGUGAGGUUAUUGGGCCUGGGUUCUUUCGGUUUAAGGCUGAAAUAGAUUUCAAUGGGGUGGUACUUGUGCAAAAUUAUCUAAAAAGGACCGGUCGGGAAGAAUGGGGAAGACAGUUCCGCGAAGCAGCUAUGGAGAAAGACGAUGAUCAACUCCUCAAGAUCAUGUCAAGUUACGGUGAAGAAGUGGUUACAGCUUUAGGAAGUGAAGUUGAUAGGCUUGAAAAGGAGAUCCAAUAUCUGGUUCCGGGCAUACGACAUGUUGAUAUCGAGGCUCACAAUCCAACUGAUCUAUUACCAUGAAUAAUAGACAUUUUUCUGGAUAGCAUCGGUGAGGAAGUGAAGUUGAUAGGUUGGAGAAGGAGAUCCAAUAUCUUGUUCCAUUACUAAGUAGUAAUGUUUAUGUGGUGCCAUUGUACAUACUACAUUGUGUUUAUAUAUAUAUGGUGAAUUUCCAUUCCAAGGUUAGAAAAACAUUCAUUGCUUUCAAUUCAUACUGUAUAUUGUAAUGAUUAGGAAACUCACUUUCCUAAUUCUGAGAAAAAUCCAUUAAACACAAAAACAAAGAACUUAGUGCCAUGUUCCAUGUUUUUCUUCAAUGAUUUUUCUAGGUAUUACAAUGAGGAUUGGCAAUGUCUUUUCGUAUUAUUAUUAUUCUAAGCUUGAAUUAUAAGAAUCUUGAGAAAUGUUAGUGGAUUCAAUAAAAUUCAUAGCUAUUAUUUUGAUUUUUGAGGCAUAUUAUAGUGUUGAGUUCUUAAUGGGGCAAUGGACCAAUUCAACAUUUGUUGCUGUCUUUAACAA